UCCUCCCGCCUCCGGCACUGCGGGCCCCGCGCUCCCUGGGCCUUUCGGGGACGCUUCGGCGACCAGGGUGGCUGGGAGAGGCCGUGAGCGCCUGGCGGGGAAGGUGGUCGAGCCGCGGGCGCCUUGGCCAGCGGAGGCGGCAGGCGUUUGGCGGAGUCCCGCAGACACCAGCCGCGGCUUUCCCUCCAUCCUGUUCCUGGAGGUUCCUUGAUUCUCCUUCCGGCGUCACCACCGCCUUCCAGGGCCCUCUUUUUCUCUCACUUACGGCCCCUGGAAGACUUACCCUUAGUGAUAGUGGCAAAAAGGGCUGUGCCUUGGAUGGUGUAGGAUGUUCGCCUUCUGAAUCCUGGCCGCCGCUCAAGGCCUGCCCGCCUCCACUUGGGACUCAGGAUCCAGCGCUGGCAGCAUCACUCCUGUCAAGGCCCAGGUCUCGGCCAGGACACAUGGAUGCUCACCCACCCAGCCUCAUGGUAGGAGUCUGACAGCCUCCAUCCCCAGCUGUCCUGUGAGGGCCCUGCCUCCUCCGCAGCCACCCUGCCCAGUGGGCCUGGGCCUACAUCCUGCCUCGGCCCCUCGCAGUGGCCCUUGCCAAGCUCAGGCGUGCCUGUCCCCAAGGCAGUGAGCAGACCCCUGCCCAGACUGGGGCCCGUGUGAGGGGUGGGUUGUGGGUCACUGUGGACUGGGCCCCUCCACCUCCUCCACACCGCACCACCCACCAUGAUUUUAGAGCCAAAGGGGCCUAGUGACUGUCUCGCCCAGCCCUGUGGUGCACGUAUGUGCCUGAGGCAUGCCAGGAGGCAGCGUCAGAAUGGGGCUAGCACCCAGGGGUCCCUGGGGUGCUGGUGUGUGUCCUUUCAGGAGGCUGUGACAUUUGGUGAUGUGGCUGUACACUUCUCGCGGGAGGAGUGGCAGUGUCUGGACCCCGGCCAGAGGGCCCUCUACAAGGAGGUGAUGCUGGAGAAUCACAGCAGUGUGGCCGGACUAGCAGGAUUUCUGGUCUUCAAGCCUGAGCUGAUUUCCCGGCUGGAGCAGGGGCAGGAGCCAUGGGUCCUUGACCUGCAGGGAGCAGAGGGGAGAGAGACGCCAAGGACCCCCCAGACAGCAGGAGACCUGGGGCUGGUGUCUGGUUUGGCGAUGAGGCGUCCCCACAUGCUUCUGUGGCUGUCCGUGGGGGCUUUUGCGUCCAAGCUCCCAGCCUUAGCAGAGGGCGGCCCAGGCGGGGCCGAGCGAGCCAGCUCUGUGUGGCUGCUCCCACCUGGUUCUAUGAUUAGCACUGACUGUGAGCAGGCCCGAGAGAACACAGAUGCUCCACAGUCAGAAUCCCCUGCAGCAAUGGUCAGAAUCCCCACAUGGGCUUGUCCUUGGAGUCCUGGCUCUGGAGACACCUCGGAUUCUGAGGUCUGGCCAGAGAGUGAGCCCAGCUCCCUUUUCGAGAAACACCACUUGAACACAGGGACGGUGGCCUCCAGGAAGACCUUGGCCGAGGAGGCUAUGCAGGGACAUGGCGAGCUGGGAAGUCAGCCGGAUAGAUGCCACGGGAGCACCGCAGAGGCAGUGUCCCAAAGAUGCGAUGUGUGUGGCAGAACGUUUGGGUCCACAUCGGCUGUUGCUCUUCCUCAGGAAAUUAACACACAGGAGAAACCUAACCAAUGUCAAGAGUGCCAGAAACAGUUACCUGGUUGCCGGCAGGGGAAACACCGAGGGGCAUGCCGUGGAGAGAAGCCUCAUGAGUGUGAAGAGUGUGGGAAAGCUUUCCGGUUGUGCUCACAGCUCAAUCAGCACCAGAGAAUCCACACCGGAGAGAAGCCAUUCAAGUGCAUAGAGUGUGGAAAAGCCUUUCGCCUGAGCUCAAAACUCAUUCAGCAUCAGCGUACUCACACUGGGGAGAAGCCCUACAGGUGUGAUGAGUGUGGGAAGGCCUUUGGUCAGAGCUCCAGCCUCAUCCACCAUCAGAGGGUCCACACGGGAGAGAGGCCCUAUGGUUGCCGCGAGUGUGGGAAGGCCUUCAGCCAGCAGUCCCAGCUGGUCAGACACCAGCGGACGCACACGGGAGAGAGGCCCUACCUGUGCCGGGAAUGCGGGAAAGCCUUCAGCCAGAGCUCCACGCUGGCUCAGCACCAGCUCGUGCAUGCAGCGGGGAGCCCCCCAGUCCCGAGGACCCUGGGCAGCACCAGCCUUGCCCACCCGAGAACAAACGCUACCGAGAAACCAUUUAAGUGUGACGAGUGUGGGAAGGCCUUCAGGUGGGUCUCCCGCCUCAGUCAGCACCAGCUGACUCACACUGGAGAGAAGCCUUACAAGUGCAACAAGUGUGCGAAAGCCUUUGGCUGUAGCUCACGGCUGAUUCGCCACCAGAGAACUCACACUGGAGAAAAACCAUUUAAAUGCGAGGACUGUGGGAAAGGCUUUGUCCAGGGCUCACACCUGAUUCAGCACCAGAGGAUCCACACUGGAGAAAAGCCCUACGCGUGUGGCGACUGUGGGAAAGCCUUCAGCCAGAGCUCCAGCCUCAUCUACCACCAGAGGAUCCAUAAGGGAGAGAAGCCGUACGGCUGCCUGGAGUGUGGGAAGGCGUUCAGCAUGAGCACGCAGCUCACCAUUCACCAGCGGGUCCACACGGGGGAGAGGCCCUACAAAUGUGGAGAGUGCGGGAAGGCCUUCAGCCAGAACUCUACCCUUUUCCAGCACCAGAUAAUCCACGCUGGGGUGAAGCCGUACGGGUGUGGCGAGUGUGGGAAAGCCUUCAGUCGGAGCUCGUAUCUCAUCGAGCACCAGAGGAUACACACACGAGCCCAGUGGUACCACGAGUACGGGAAUACCCUGGGAGGUCCUACCCAUGUGAGCCGUAAAAAAGUAAACACUGUGAAGAAACUACACAGAUGUAGCGAAUGUGAGAAAAUAUUCAGGUGGCGCUCACAUCUAAUUAUACAUCAGAGAAUUCACACUGGAGAGAAACCUUACAAAUGUAAUGAGUGCGGCAAAGCCUUUAACCGGAGCUCAAGGCUCACUCAGCAUCAGAAGACUCACGUGGGAUAGGCCUCUGGCCUCGUGUGAGCGGUAAACCAGCAGCCUUAACCCACUGACUUUACACGAGGUUGUUUAUGUGACAUGAACUUGGAAUGUGCUGCAGACCCCAGUUCACAGUGUGUCUGUUUGCUGGAAUGUUUGAUCUCGGCCUGUUCAGUAAAGCCUGUGUCCCCACCAGGGCCACACGCAGAGCCUCAAGCUCAUGGGAGCUGCCUGCCGUCCCCCUCAGCAGCAAGGGUGGCGGUGCUCGCUGGAGUCUGAGCCGUGCCUUCUUCUCCUUGAACCACACCCCAUCAGAGCCACCCGGGGUCCACGGACCCCGUGCAGCUUCUCUGGAGAGGCUGGUCAGUGCUGUUUCCGUGCUGAGCACGGGCCUGUGCCAGCAGUCCAGAAAUGGCGCCUGGGCCCAGGGGCGUCACAUUUCCUCUGCUCCCGACACCCAGAGCCCACCUGCUUAUCUGAGUGCUGUCAUGGGCAACUGUAUGCCCCACACUGACACCUGGAACCAGUCCCUAGCUGCGCUGGCAUGUAGGAGCGGUUCCCGGUAGCUCAGCAGGUGCCCCCCCCCCAGGGGCCAGGAGUGUCUUGUUUACUUCUGCUAACCACAUUUCCCAGAAGACCUCCUGCCACACAAACUGCCAGACUGGGAGGCAGACUGCAGUGGAGUCAGUGUGGUCACAUCAGUUCCCCUUGUCCCCAGGUCCCAUGGGGCGAUGCCGAGGGCCUUGACGGGUGCUGUGCCCAGGGCAUUGAAGAACACCUUGGGGGACUUGCUGUGAGUUCCCAGUGAGCUGGCAGGGUGGGGACGUCACCUCAUCCCUCAGGUUUUAUCUGCCUACUUAGCCUUGAGUGGUCCAGGUAAUGAGUGGUCAAGGCCACCUGGCAUUCGGGGCUUGCACAGUAGAAUGUGCAGGAAAGGUGGCUGGUCCCAACAGCCUACCCUGUGGCCUGAGGCUUUCUUAGCUGAACUUGAGUUUUCAUGUGGGUCAGCCACUCUGGUUAAUCUGACCAAUGGGCUGGGACCAUGUCCCUUCACUGUGUCUCAGAGCAUCUGAUUAAAACCUCGCAGCUGCAGGAUGACACUGACCUGCCAUGUUGGCCACAGCCCUGCUCACUGCUGUGGACUCACCCACUGAACAAGUUCCACCCACUUGGGACCUGCCAAUCUUGGUGUCAUUGUUAGUAAUCACAGGGGCAGUGACAGUUUCUCCCACAUGCACACAGGUAGCCCAGAGGGACACGGGUCACUUCAGGAUCUAUUGUGACACUUGCUUUGGGUCACCAGCACACUGGUUUGGUCACACCCACGGGCAGGUCCCCAAGACCUUGCAGCCUCGAUCGCCAUGUGCGGCAGGCACAGCCUGUAGCAGGUUAUGGAUUUGUGUCCAGUGAAGUGAGUGAUGCUCCCAGCAUUUGCACCAGGAGGUUUAGGAGUUUUCCGGCAGCAUCUGGAGCAGCUGAGUUCAAGACAGACAAGUCUGUGUGUGUUUCUGUAUCUCCGGCCAUGGGUGGGAAUCUCAGCUCCACAGCAGGUCACCUGACCGCCAGCCGGUGCCUGGACACCGUGCAGUCAGUGCCCACUUCAGUGGCAGCAGCCCCACCCCUCCAGUUGACCCCUCCUCCACCCAGAACUUGUCAGGAAGAAUCACUGUGAGAGGAGCAGGGUCUUAUGUGAGUUGUACAGAGGCUGUGGACAUGUGUCCCCACCUCGGCCACUGUGCUCACCCAGGUGGCUACCUGGGUGGUCAGCACCUGCACAUGUGGACAGGGUGUCAUAUCUGAAUGGACCAGGAACGUUUUAGGCCACCUGACAAAGGAAUGGUGUGUGGACAGGCCACACUUCUGCCACCUGCUGGCAUUUGGGCCUGUUGUUGGAGGGCUGCGCUAUGGGACCCCGCCUCCCUCACUGCCUCCUGGGUAAUGACGGGACAAAGGGGUGGAAAGUCGUGGGGACUCAUCCAUGCUCCAGCCUGGGCGUGAUAGACUCUCCCCAAAUGGUAGCCGCAGGCCAGGCAAGAAGAGACCAAGGCUUCAACCUUAACUCUGCUUCAGCACCUGAGUCUGCUGUGGUCCUAGAUUGGGUGACUGGCAGGUGACGGCCUGUGGGCCACAUGCAGCCUGUGAUUCACUUCUGUGUGGUGUGCUCGUCAAUGCCGAAGCCACUAGACGGGGUGGCUGUGAUGCCAGUUCCCAUGCGUGUCGGUGCCUGCAGAUGCAGCGACCGAACACCAGCUGGGCUUCCAGACAAGGCGGUUGCUGGCACUGUGGCUUCACUUCUGCGUCUCAAAACCUCCCCGAGCUCCGAACCACUUUCGGUUUGGCAGUGCUGGACUUCCAAUCCAUGUCUGCUCAAAUAAACCCUUGCAGUUUUUAAUGUACCUGUUUAUCUUUCAACAGACCUAAGAAUGGUUUUUACAUUUUUUAACGGGGGAAAAAAGACUAUUUUAUGACAUUUCCAAAUUAUAUUGAAAUCAGAUUUUGGUAUGACCAAAUAAAGUUUACGGGAACACAGCCAGCCCCCUUUGCGUGUUGCCUCCAGCCACUUUCUUGCUACAAGAGCCAAGUUCACCACACUGGCCAGUUGCCUCAUGAACUUGGGAAAACCAGCUCUGCAGCCUUCGAGAAGCUAUUUCCUCUCGACGGUCAGUGUCGUUUGUUCAACAAAACGUCCAGUACAACUAAGAAGUCCACGAAGUAACCCUAGGUCCUCCACACCAGGUGACAUUCCCAGCUCUACAAGUACAGGACGAGGGUCCUUUAGCUGCGGCCACUGAAAGCUGCAAGGGGCCCACGGGUUGCUGGGCGGGACAUUGUCAGGUACGAGAUCCCAGGAAUGCAUGGAAGGUGUCGGUGCCGCCUAUGCUGGGGGCUCUUACAGGACAGGUGGCAGCUGCCUGUGGGGUCAUUGCAAGUGUUGGAAUAUUCUGUUCUGCUUUCAAGUUAUACUUCUCAAUUUGGCCUUUAGUAAAUAAACUCAUUUUAAGAAUUUCCAGAACACUGUUUCAGAGGUUUUAAAAUACUUUGGAGUCAAUCAAUUAAACCUGUGAUUUUGAACUGAAAUUGCUUUUAUUCUGAAUCACAGAUUAAGUUUUGACUUAAGACGUUGGAUUGGAACUGUUGAGCUUGCUGGAAGCUUCACAAAGAGGGGUGGGGGGCAGAGUUCCACUGGGUUUACACGUCCUUGUACCCCCAGUACGUGUGGCUGCCCCUCAGCCCAGAAUGUUUGGUGAAUGAAUGAAGGAUGCAUUAGGGGAUCAUCUGGGCUUUGAAGGUGAGAAGUGAGAGACCCACAGAAGAGAGGAAUCUCCAGCACCAAUAGCUUCCAUGGAGAUUAAAUAAAGUCAACAAAACUGAAGUGA
This is a messenger RNA of Hipposideros armiger (great roundleaf bat), 6386 nucleotides long. It is a transcript of the gene ZNF7, whose product is annotated as zinc finger protein 7. The coding region runs from base 718 to 3036 and encodes 772 amino acids. The transcript has 5 exons. Gene Ontology annotation, cellular component: nucleus. Gene Ontology annotation, molecular function: RNA polymerase II cis-regulatory region sequence-specific DNA binding; DNA-binding transcription activator activity, RNA polymerase II-specific. Gene Ontology annotation, biological process: regulation of transcription by RNA polymerase II. NCBI's taxonomy places the organism in Eukaryota, Metazoa, Chordata, Mammalia, Chiroptera, Hipposideridae. The record is from RefSeq and is a predicted model, not a curated record.